Messenger RNA from Solea senegalensis (Senegalese sole), 2836 nucleotides. RefSeq lists its product as uncharacterized. The coding region runs from base 306 to 1337 and encodes 343 amino acids. The record is from RefSeq and is a predicted model, not a curated record. Gene Ontology annotation, biological process: response to bacterium. The transcript is spliced from 6 exons. NCBI's taxonomy places the organism in Eukaryota, Metazoa, Chordata, Actinopteri, Pleuronectiformes, Soleidae.
UAAUGGAGACUUGAAAACCACAAGUCUAAAUUUAAAUAUUUGAGCAAUAAACUAAACUUAUCAUGACUUUGAAUGACUGCAGUUGGCUGUGUUUACUCUCAGUGAUAAAAGAGCCACUGUGAAACCUGAAACACAAGCGUGCUGGUGGUGUUGCAAAAGACUUUUGAUAUUAUUUCCACUGUAACAACGAGAGGCCAAUCAGAUUGCCCGGACAUUGUUCCCUCCCACUUUUUUAGAGUUAUAUUGAGGUGAAUCGUCUUAUAAUGACAUCUAUUAAGUGUCGUCUUUAGUGCGUUAACAGGAAAAUGCAGAUCAUUUUCUAUUUUCUGUUGCUGCUCAUCGUGAAGUAUCCCACAUUAGGUCUGAACUUUGAGACAAAGACUGCUGCUGUUGGAGAAGAUGUGACGUUGAAGUGUGACCGUCAGACGUCGAAGAGUCAGUUUUCCAAAUUAUUUUGGAUUAGACUAAUUUCUGGAAACAUGCCUGAAGUCUUGGGUGGAACACAUUCCUUUGACUAUGAUGAAGUUAUUCAGAAUCUUCACUUUACUCUUAAACAAGAGCCUGGAGUUUUUCUUCUGCACAUUAAUGAAACAGGAUUCAGUGAUACUGGAAUUUACUACUGCUUAAGUGUAGCUAAACCUUUUACCAUGAAGUUUUUAAAAGGAACUUUCCUCAGUAUUAAAGAACCAGAUUACGAUAUCACUGCAGUCGAUCAAGGUCCUCCAUCUAAUCCCGUCAAUCCAGGAGACCCAGUGACACUGCAGUGUUCAGUCCUGUCCGACAGCACUGAGAGCCAAACGUGUCCAGAAUAUCACAGAGUGCACUGGUUCAGAGCUGACUCCGAUGGGUCUAAUCCCAGAUUAAUUUCCACUCAUGGAGACGGCAGCCGUAAAUGUGAAAAUGGCACUGAAGCUCUCUCUCCCCCAAAAUGUGUCUCCAACUUCUGUGAGAAUGUCAACUCCUCUGAUGCUGGGAUUUACUACUGUGCCGUUUCCACAUGUGCACAGAUUUUAUUUGGACGUGGAACAAAACUGGACGAUGAAGUUUCAGCACCGCGUGCAUCUCCAAACCUGCUCCUGUUAUGUGCUACACUGACUUUAAGUCUGAUUGUUAUUGCAUUCCUCAUUUAUUUCAUCAAGAUGAAAAGCUGUGACUGUUGCAAAGAGACCGUAGCAGUCGGCAGAAACCAGCAAACUCAGCAGAGAGAUGAGAACUCUUUGGUUUAUUCUGCGCCGACCUUCACGAGGAGGAACGCUGGCAAAGCAGAGAGAGGGAAUGGAAACGCAGCAGAAGAAGAGACGGUCUACAGUAAAGUCAGGGCUUCUCCAAGACAGUAAUUCAAACUAUUGAUGUGUGUGCGUGUGUGUGUAUAUAUCCAGUAUAUGAAGAGAGCGUGCUAAGGUCAUUAUAGACAGACAUGGUGGUUGUUGAUGAACAGCAGUGGUGAUGGACGUCUCCAUCUCAAGCAACAGGAACAUCAAGAAGAAGUGACACGAGGAGCUUGAGAAAUAGGCUGAAGGCCUGAAAGAGGAGUUGAUGGGGAAGUUGUGGGGGAGUAAAGGCAACUGUGGUCCAAUGAUGAUGGGAGCACUAGAGGCUGUAACCCCCAAACUGGUAGAGUGGCUCCAACAGAUUCUAGGAACAAACAUCUGAGAUCUCUGUCCAGAAGAGCACAAUCCUAGGAGCAGCUAAGAUACUGUGCCGGAAUCUCAGGCUACCAGGCUUGUGGAAGGAGAAGCAAGACGUCCUUAGGUGGGGACAUUUUUUAAAUGUAUAUACAGUAUGUAUAUAUUUACACAAGCCUGAUAUUGAUCACAAUUUAUUUAGAUACCCUUAGAAAUAAUUGGUAUACAGUCUAGUCGGUAACUGCAUUACUCCUUUCUUUGUUAUUAUACGAGGCCAUGGAUCAUCGUGGUGCAGUUUAACUGCCUUGGUUGACGUCUAUGAGCACUAUGAAUUUUAUACUGGUUAAACACACAUUCUUAUUUCUCAGUUUUCUUUAUUUUUUUUAAUCAAAGUCCAGCUUAUUGACAGUCUCAACAUGAUAGUCUCUCACUGUUUUUUUAGGCUCUCUAUCUCCACAAUGACAUUUGAGGUCUGUGAGGGAGACAUUUAAUUGCAGUUAUUUGUUUUUUCAAACAUUCAAAAUUAUCUUGAUAUUUACUGCCAUCAUGAAGUUCAAUCUAGUUCUCAUGGAGAGCAAAACUUGGUCCUAAGGAGGCAGAACCUCAUUUCUAAGUAACUCAAUAGCUACAAUUUGAAUUGUGAUUAGGUUAAACUUGCGUUGGGGAAACAAAGGAAAAUACUUUGCUGAGAGUCCAAAUAAAUAGAAAUCAGUAAAAGCUGUGCAAACCUGUGUACAUUUGUUUCUCUUCUUAAGUUUUAAUAUUAAUAUUCACUGUUGGCCUCAAGUCAGUGACUGUAUUUUCAGUUAGGGUUUGGAUGUAUGAUACAAUAAAUGUGUUGUGCAUGUUAAAUAAAAUAAAACAAGCUUUCUUUGACCAAACUGUUAGUGGGAUCUGUUAUUUGUGAAACUUUAGAUUUACAAACACUUGCAAUAACAGCCGACAUACACCUAACCAGCAUGACAGAGUGAAUUAGUGAUGUCUACUAUCUAUACUUGAGCAGCUUCCUGACAUGAGAACAAAAAGUGGUCGAGCCAUUUAUGCUUCACACCUCAGUGUGAAAGCCCAGCCACAGCAGUGUUUAAGUUUCCAUGCAUCAUUUGUUUGUCACUAAUGACUGAGACUGUGUUUGUCAGAUGUGAGCAGCCUUUUGAACACCUAAACAAGACGGUCUCCACUAAGCAGAUUACAAAUUCUACUUUAUGGUGACA